Cydia pomonella (codling moth) is the source of this 3757-nucleotide messenger RNA. RefSeq names its product insulin-like growth factor-binding protein complex acid labile subunit. The record is from RefSeq and is a predicted model, not a curated record. The transcript has 3 exons. Lineage: Eukaryota; Metazoa; Arthropoda; Insecta; Lepidoptera; Tortricidae. Bases 643 to 1854 code for a protein of 403 amino acids.
AAACAUAUGUACCGUAUACGUAAACAGUGGUGAAUAAUGCCGGAGCAGCAUGCCAAAAAUUUAAAAUUGCAAGAGUAUGUUUAUGGCGCCGCGUGAGAUUCCCGCGAGCCGGCCCCAGAGCGCCAUUACUCCACAACGCACACGCUUUUAAACUAAACCACCAUUAAAUUGCACACACAAUAUUACAAAAACGCUUUUCCUCGGAGACAACUAGAAGUGAAAAGCUUUAUAGCCCUACAGCAGGGCUAAGAUGGUCGGCUCUUUAUCAUUGGUCACCAUGCCUGUCACGUUCUAAAAAGUAUUCACAUAAGCGCGAAAGUGAUGGCCAUAGUGACAGGUGAUAAAAAUGGAACCAUCCUGCCACCGCUGUACAGCUGUUUGUUGCGUAUUUACCUACCAGCAUGUGUAAGCAACAAUAUUCUUUUUUUUUGUCACAUAUUCCAGAGGAAAUCUAGUAUUGCCAGGUAUAAAAUAUUAGUGGUCGUUUUUAUUUAAAAAUCUUUAUCGUCCGACUGUAACAUUAUAAUAAUCUAAAACGUAAAUAUGGUAAAAUAUAUAAUCGUGUCCGCAGAUCAUGGUGAAGCGAUGGUGGUGCAAAGGUGAGAGCGCGCGGCGGGCGGCGCGCCCCGUCGGCGCCAGCGCAUGGCAUUCGCACACAUGCUGAGGUGGCUGGUGCGUUGGGCGGCGUGGUCUGCGGUGUUAUCGCUGGGCGCCGGGCUGGCCGGUCACGCUCCGGCGCUGGCGCCGCCGCCUUGCCCCAUGCAUUGCAUCUGCCUAUCACAGUCACAGGUGGUGUGCAACAGCGCGAACCUGCGCGGCGUGCCGUCGGCGCUGAGCCCCGCGGUGACGCAGCUGUCACUGUCACGCGCCGACCUGCGCGUGCUCCGCUCCGACGCCUUCGCGCACCUCCGCCAGCUGCGCCGUCUCGCGCUCGACGCCUGCAACCUCACGCGCAUCCGCCCCUUCGCCUUCCGCGGUCUGAAUAGGUUGAAAGAGCUCUACAUCCAACAUACUCCCCUUGCCACCGUCGACGCAUUCGCUUUCGCCGCCUUACAAAACAUUACUUCCAUCGUCCUCACGCACAACAAAAUCGCACAAGUCGAGAGUUAUGCUUUUGCCGGUACUAACUUCAUUAAAGUUAUAUCCCUUAGAAACAAUCCGCUUAGAAAAAUACUGGCUCAUGCGUUUUCGGGGUUAAACGAGGUGGCACAAAUUGAACUGCCUUCCGGCAUUAGAUCAAUCGAGCCGCAAGCGUUCGCGGGGCUCGAAAGCGUUGGCGUCUUGGAACUGGCUUACAUGGACUUGCCGGCGCUUCAACCGGACACAUUUCGAGGAUUGACUCGAGUCGGGAAGCUGGCGUUGCGGGAAUCUGAUCUCGGCAUUAUUCGCGUAGGAGCCUUCGAGGGUCUGCAGAAAGUCGACACGCUCGAAAUAUGUAAUAAUAAAAUUGAUAGAAUUGAGGAGCUUUCAUUAGUGCAAAAUAACAGCGUACAUAACUUUAGACUGACCGGGAAUCAUAUGUUGGAGACACCGGAAUCGGUCAUGUUGGAAGUGGAUAACUUAGUCAUACGCGGUAAUCACCUACCGUGCGAGUGCGGUAGGGAUCCCUUAGCCAAUCCAUUAGCGUUGAUGCAGGGUUUCGUGGAGGAGAAUUUCUGUAUUUCACCGCUGAAGGUGCGGGGGCGAAGUUUGGCGAGCGCGGCGGGAGCGUUGUGCCGGGGCGAGACGGGCGGAAGCGCUCGAGCGCGUGCAGCGGCGGGCACGGGCGCGCGCUCGGCGCGCUCCGAGCAUUGCCUGGCACCACCACACCUCGCGCUCUUUAUCACUGCCUUCGCUCUCCUCGCCAACUGCUAACCGCCUUCCGUGUUCAAUUAGGUACUUACGUUUAUGUACAUAUUGUAAUUAAUAUAAAGUACCUAAGUAUAAUAAUGUCAAAUGUUUUACAUUGAAAAGGUCCGUUCAUUGAGUAUACGUUGGACCAUGAUUAAAAUUUGUCUUUUCAAAUUUUGUUUCAUUCUUUUCUCACUCAUUAUUUUUUUACAUGCAUGUUCUCCCCUCGGUGAUUAGCGCUGAUUGUCUCGAAACUUAUUGACAGAGGAUAGUCCAUGAAUUUACAGGACGAUAAAUCAUACGUACCUAAGUGAAGAUUUAUGACCGAAUAAAAAUAGCGUUUUAUCUUUACUUCCAGUCAAUUAGCGGUCGCCAUCCGAUAGGGCUGAGUAAUGCGCCGUCGUCGCAACCGCACAAGCGGGAAAUAUACGUCCACUUACUAAGGGCAGUCUAACAUUCUCUUCUCAUUCUCAUAGGCAUUGCAUCGAGAUAAGGACCCAAAUUUGUUCACAAUAGGGUUGAUUUUAGGACGAGGUCAUAAAUUGCGAUACGGUUUUUCGAAAGAAAGAAAUUAAAUUUAUUUGCACUUAAACUCUAAGUACCAACAGCUACUAUGAUCAGCGGGCCAUUAUCCAGACAAAACAUUCCAUACUGUAAUUAAAUACAAAUACAUUUUCUCUGAUCUGGGUAAACAUAGAGAACUAAGUAAGCCUACAGUGCUCACCCUGUACUUACAUCAGUUUUCUUACCAAAACGCUUAUUAUUUUCAUACUCGCUAUCUAGCGACAAGCAGCGGAUUAUCAGUACCAUUAUUUGACACCAGAGGUAACAAGUGUCGCGACUACCGAUAAGUGUAUUAUAGUCGUUAGAUUUGUAGCUGGCCCUCAACGGCUUAUCCAUUGUCUAUUGUUAACUAAAACGCCGCGUGCCAUUACCUUGGAAUCUUAGAAUUCAAGAAAAGUGAUUUCAGUUUUUUUUAAAAUUCAUCCUCUAAAAGGGUUAAAUAGGGGUUGAAAGUUUGUGUUGGAUUACAUUUAUUUUGAGCUAGAAACUUGAAACUUGGUAAACAAGUAUUUCAUUAAAAUAGAAGAAAGAUUAGUUCAGCGUUUUUGAAAAUGUAUCCCGCAAGGUGGUAAAAAAGGGGUUGAAAGUUUGUAUAGUGAUCGAAAUUAUUUUGAGUGCGGGACUUUAAUAUAAAUAUAAACUUUGAUAUAAACGUAAUAUUGUUACAAGAAUUCAAUAAAUUCAGCGUUUUUAAAAAAUGCAUCCCCUUAAAGGAAUAAAAAGUUUGUGAAAAAAGGGCUAAAAAUUUGCACCAACGAGGGAACGAAAUUUUCUGUAAAUAGUUUUCUUGAAAUGUCGUAAAAAGACACAAUGAUGAAAAAGGCACAACAAACGUGAUUUCCCCGUUUUUAGAAAUGUAUUUCUUAAGGGAGUUAAAAUUGAAACUUUGUAUUGAUCCUCUAAAUUGGUGAAAAAGGGUUUAAAGUUUGAAUCGGGAGGGUUUUUUUUUUUAAUAGUGGACUUGAAAAUCUCGUUAAGGGGUUGAGAGGGAUUAUGUCUCGAAUUUUUUUUCAGUUAGGGGCUUGAAACUCCGUAGGUUAAUUGUGACAGCCAAAUCUCAUGCGUUGUAUAAUGAUUAAACGUCCCUACUGCUAUCUUUUGCUGCAUUAUGGUCUAUGCUCAUGUAGAAUAUAUAACCACCAACAUACAAAACCAGGCGUACGAACUUGCGGGCAACAGCUAGUAUUAUACAUUUGUAAUGACUGACUAUUCAAAAGUAUCUUUUGCUCCCAAUUAACCUAUUGUGCUAACUUUAAUAAAUAAUGUUAUUAAUAAAUAAUUUUAUUAUUUAAUAUUAUUUUUCCUGUUUGGGCGGUAUGCUUGAUUGCCACCGUCGUAGUAUAAAAAAAUAUUUUAAUUGAAC